AUGGAGGCAGUACUUGCUGAAGAGGAGGUGAUCGCAUACACCCAAGUGACGCCGGAUCACUUCCCGGCCAAGAUCUACGUGGAGGAGACAGCAGAUGCGCUCCGCAACCUUACAGCCCCUUUCCAGCAUGCGCCGGCGCUCCGCAGCAACUGUUCGGAUCUGCUGCAUAGCAUGGCAGCGGCCGGAAAAGUGGGCGGCGCAGGCUGGCAGCCGAGCGCCGCUGAUGUGGCGGCGGUGGAGAGCUGCCUGGGUGAGGUCAGCACUGCUGACACCUCCAGCACCACCGCCGCCCUCAGCAGCGCGGCCGUGAAGCUGCUCCAAGCCUUCAUUGACAGCAACGGGCCGAUACCGGUGCCGACGCUGGAUGAGUUCGUACUGCUCCACAAGGUGCUGCAGACAGCGGUGCAAUCCGAUCCCAGCAUCCUGGGGCUGCUGCGAGGAGCCAAGCGCAGCUUUGGGUGGAAUGUGCUCGGUAAUCUGGUGGAUAUGGGAAAGUUGGCGUUUGCUCCUGCAACGCCCGAGGUGCUACAGCUGGCUGCGCACCUGCGCCGCUCCCACGAGCUUUUCGCAGACGUGUUCCAUGGCGUGUUCAGGACUGAGAGCGAUGCGGAGGAUUAUGUAGCCAGCGAGACUGAGCGUCUCUGGGCCCUGGUUGUCUUCAACAGCGGGCCGUCCGCCGUCGGCUCUGACUACACGAUCAGGAUGAAUUUCACCACCGUGCCGCGGACGUGGGUGCCUAUCAAUCGCUGGAGGCAUGACGUGUCCAUACACUACAAGGAGUACUACACCUCGGGCUUUCUCUCGCUGCAGUCGGCGAUCGACGCGUACACCCUCGGCCUGCCCGCCUCGCUGGAGGCCAGCCUGGAUACCGGCUCCGGCGACUCGCCGUCCCCGGCCCCGGCCGCGCCGCAGGCUUGGACGGCGUGGGGCGGCGUGUUUCCAACAGCCGAGUAUGUGCACAAUGACUUCUACGACGCUGUGGGGCCCAUGCUGGGCCUGCUCAUGUCCCUGAGCCUGGUGUACCCGCUGAGCAUGCUGGUGCGCGGAGUGGUGGAGGAGCGCGAGCGCCGCCUCAAGGAGACCAUGUGUAUCAUGGGGCUGCAGGGCUGGGUGCUGCACGCGGCCUGGAUGAUCACAUACGCGGUCAUCCUGCUGGUCAUCUGCGUGGCGGUUACUAUCGUCUGCUGCACCUCAUUCCUGCGACACACGGAUCCAGUCCUGCUCUUCAUCCUCUUUGCCUUUUUCGCCGCCAGCGAGCUGGCAUUUGGCCUCAUGGUGGCUGCCUUCUUCAACAACGCCAAGAUUGCCGGCAUCGUGGCACCGCUCGCACACUUCGCCUGCCUGCUGCCGCGCUACAUCUUCUUCCGCGUAGAAGCCCCUCAGGCCGUGGUGGGCAAGGUGUUUGUGAGCUUUCUGAGCCCAUCGGCGUUCACCUUUGCGGCGGACUUGAUUGGCGAGUACGAGGGGUCCGGCCAGGGGCUGCACUGGUCCAACAUGUGGAGCGACCCUUUCCCCAUGGGCGCCAUCCUCUUCAUGCUGGCCGCAGAUGUCAAGCUCUACUCCCUGCUGGCCUGGUAUCUUGAGAAGGUGCUGCCGUCGCCGUACGGGCCGAGGCUGCCGUGGUGGUUCCCAUGCAGCCACUCCUACUGGGCCACGGGGGAUGUGGAGGACAACCUCAACGUGGCUGCUGCCCUGAAACAAUCACUAACUAGUGUCAAACAGCUCCUGCGGCUGAAUCGUGACCGGGAGGAGGCAUUGUCUUACCAGCAGGUGGAUCUGGAAGGGGACAACACAGACAUGGGGAUGAGGCCGCCUGCGGAUGUUGAGGCAGGCAAUGGUUCUGGCUCAGAUGGCGCUGCUGUGGGCCCCCCCACGUUGGCCCAGAUGACCAAUCUGCGCAAGGUGUAUGGCCAGCAUGUGGCAGUCCACAACCUGUCACUCCACCUGCGCAUGGGCGAGGUCACAGCCCUGCUGGGUCACAACGGAGCCGGGAAAACGACAGCGGUGGGAAUGCUGACGGGGCUGCUGCGGCCGACGGCGGGCGGCUGCACGGUGAUGGGUCACGACGUGAUGCGGGCGGCGGCGCACGCGCGGCAGCACAUCGGCUACUGCCCGCAGGCGAACGUGCUCUUUGGCAGCCUGACCGUGUGGGAGCACCUGCUGCUCUUCUGCGCCAUCAAGGGCCUCUCCGGCGGCGCCUUCAGCCAGGCUGCUGACGCUGCCAGCGCCCAGAUCAUCGAGGCGGUGGGUUUGCAGGACAAGAGGGAUUGCAAGGCAAACGCUCUCUCCGGUGGCAUGAAGCGCAAGCUGCAGGUUGCACUCGCCCUCCUUGGCAGCUCCAAAGUCGUCCUCCUUGAUGAGCCUACAAGCGGAGUGGAUCCGUCGUCGAGGAGGGCGCUGUGGAGCAUCCUGUCCAAGUACAAGAAGGGGCGGGCCAUGCUGCUGACCACGCACUUCAUGGACGAGGCCGACCUGCUGUCUGACAGCGUGGCCAUCAUGGCUGAGGGGCGGCUGCAGUGCUGGGGGCCUUCCCUUCUCCUCAAGCAGCAAUACAGCAGCGGGUACACACUCACCAUGAACACUUCGUUGAGGGCGGACGCGCCGCCAGACAAGGCAGGGAUUCACAGCCUCCUCACAAGCCAUGCCCCGAGCGCCCAGAUCCUGCGGUCUUCUGGGUCAGAGCUGGUGUACCAGCUGCCAAUGGAGUGGAGGGGACGUUUUGCAGACAUGCUGGAGGCGCUGGAGGCGCGCAGCGGUGAGCUGGGGGUGACACACUACGCGGUGUCCAUGCCCACGCUCGAGGAAGUCUUCCUGCGCUGCACCGCCGAGUCCCACCAGCGCGACGGCAAUCCCUCCGCCGCCGACUCCGCCGCCGCUGACGGCCGCUGCGAAAUUACGCUGACACCGCAAACCAAACAAUCCCAGUCCAGCACCUCUCCCGAUAGCGCUGGUUCUUUGGCGGCAGGUAACAGCGGGCAGGCAGGGUUGACUCAAUCACCAGCUAGCAGCGAUGGGAGCGGUGCAGGCGUGGAAGCUUGCGGUAGCCGGCCGGCAUCGCGCAACGGGGGAGAGGCGGGCGCAGCCGAGGAAGCCGAGGGCCCGUCGGCGCCGCUGCCGAUCAGCAGGGAUGACUCAGCUGAGGCGCUGUCGUCCGUGCUGGCGGCUGGGGAGGAGGCAGACGGCGAUCAGCCGAGCGCCAAGACUCCGGAGAGGAGCAGCCAGGUGGCCGGCACCAGCAGGCAGCGCAACCAGGACACCCCUUUGACAGGAACUGCUGAGGAGGCGGCGGGCAAGGGAGAGGAUGCAGGGGCGAGUGCGGUGCGUACUACAGCGGAUUGCGCGGCUGCAGGUGUGAGCGUGAAUGGGACCGGGGAGGUGCACUGUAUAGAGGAAGUGCUGGAGGAGGUGCCGCUGCAUGACCCUGCGCCGAAGCAGCGGGGGAGGAGGGAACGCGCGUGCGUGGCCUUCAGGGAAAUGCUGCGCAAGCGCGCCAUCAUCGCCGGGCGGGACAAGAAGGGGAUGCUGUUCCAGCUGCUGCUGCCGGUGGCAGCCAUCUGCCUCGUGCUGGCCAUCCUGAAGGUCAACAUUGAUCCCUCCUCGCCCACCAUCACCCUCGACUUCACCUCCAUGCUGCAGCGAGACCCUGUCAUCGUCGCCAACGCGCCUCUCGGCCUCGCCCCCUGUAUUAUAAAGGGCGCGCCCAGCGACCGGCCUGACACGGGCCCCUGCGGAAGCGCCCUGCACUUCAGGCACGCACCGCCGACGGCGGCCAACGACAGCAUGCAGCUGUCGCAGCAGCUGCUCAAAGACAAGGCGGCGGGGGCGGCCGCGCAGUACGGGGCGCUCGUUUUUGACGACCCCGUUAUCCGCCACAUUCCCGACGCGCUGCGUGAUCUCAAUCAAAGCAUCAGCAAUGUGGGCACGGGGCAGCUGCUGAACAUGCUGCCCCUUCUGGGCAGCUUCCUGCCCGCCAGGCUGCCCACAGCGGGCAGCGGGCAGCUGGGCGCCGGGCUGCUUCCCCAGCUGAGCACGCCUGAGAGCCGAGUUGUCUCGCGCCUGAUCAGGCGCUUCCAGGACCACCCAGGGGUGAUGCUGCUGCACAACUCGUCCAGCUACCACUCGCUGCCGGCGCUGCUGUCGGGGCUGCACGGCUCGCUGGGGGCCCUGGAGGUGGCCAGGACAGGCAACGCCAGCGCGGUCGCCCCGGCCUUCACGGUCAAGUCGCAUCCGCUGCCUCUGUCCUCCGAGGAGUCUGUCAAACUGGACAGCCUGCUCACGGUGUUGGCGGCGCUGUUUGUGCUGGUGCCGCUAUGCUACCUGAGCGGUGCGUUUGCCAUCAGCCCGGUAGUGGAGGAGGCGUCGCAGGCGCACCACCUGCAGCUGCUCUCCGGCUGCCCGCCCCUCAUCUACUGGGCCGGCACCUACGUGUGGGACAUGGGUACAUAUGUGGUUGUGGCGCUGCUCUCGCUGGGGGUUUUUGCGGCGUACGGCGAUCGCGCAACGGUGGGCAGCGUGGAGCAGGCGCUUGGCACCUUCGCCCUGCUUCUUGCUUAUGGCGCAGCCGUCAUCCCGCUCGUUUCGGUGGCGGCGCUGUCAUUCACGCUGGGCUUUGUGGCGGUGACUGGCUCGUACGUGAUGCGGCUCAUCCCCAAGACGCAGGCGCUGCAGGCCGUGCUGGUGCACAUCUUCCGCGUGCAGCCGCCAUUCCUGCUGGGCGAGGGGCUGAUUGAGCUCACCCGCUUCAACUUCGAGAAGGACCUCGCACGCGCGCGCUUUGGCGCGGAUAUGCCGGCCGGAGGCCAGAUGGAUCUGGACUAUGGGAGGGUGGUGGACUGGGACACACUGGGACGCCCUCUAACACUGCUGGUCCUGGAGGCGUUCUUCUAUUUCGCUCUGGCGCUGUGGCUGGAUCAUAACAAUCGCCAUGGCACAUCCCUCUGCUCCACCCUCCGCUCUUACACGUUCUGGGCGGUGGGAGUAGGCAGGCGCCAGUUCAAGAACCUGUUGAGGGGGCGGGACGGCAGUGGGGAGUAUGUGCAUGUUGGGGAGGGGAAUAGGGCUGUGCAGAUGACCGACAUGGAGGGCGCGGCUGCAAAUGGGGCUGCUGCAGGGGCCGCACCAGAGCAGUGGGAUGAGGAAGCACAGGCCCUGGUCCUUGCCGUGCAGGCUGCGGAGGAGGGGGCGGGGGCGGGUGUGAGGGAGGAUGAUGACGUGGCAGCAGAGAGGGAACGCGUCACGACAGGCGGAGCCAGGGGGGACAGCCUGUGCCUGCGCAACCUGCGCAAGGUCUACGAGGGCGAACCUCCCAAGGUGGCGGUGCACGAUCUGUGCCUGGGAGUGCCUCCUGGGGAGCGCUUUGGCCUGCUGGGUCCCAACGGAGCAGGCAAGACGACGACGCUGGCGCUGCUGACGGGGCGGGCGCGCGCGACCGGCGGUGACGCACUUGUCAACGGCAUGAGCGUGAUGGGCGAAGGCGCUGCGACCGGCCGCGCGCUGCUGGGUUUCUGCCCGCAGCAGGACCCUCUGCUAGAGCUGCUCUCCGCGCGCGAACACCUCUCCCUCUACGCCCGUCUCAAGGCACGGCCCAGAUCUUGA
Coccomyxa subellipsoidea C-169 is the source of this 5595-nucleotide messenger RNA. RefSeq lists its product as hypothetical. Gene Ontology annotation, molecular function: ABC-type transporter activity; ATP binding; ATP hydrolysis activity. Gene Ontology annotation, biological process: lipid transport; transmembrane transport. Gene Ontology annotation, cellular component: membrane; intracellular membrane-bounded organelle. The record is from RefSeq and is a predicted model, not a curated record. Bases 1 to 5595 code for a protein of 1864 amino acids. NCBI's taxonomy places the organism in Eukaryota, Viridiplantae, Chlorophyta, Trebouxiophyceae, Coccomyxaceae. The transcript is spliced from 28 exons.